AUGCAACUCCACCCACCUCGUCCACGCGUCGUCCACAGAGAUCCCUCUUCCACUUCGGUCUUUUCCAACGCUUCUUUCGUCAGCGCGCAUUCCAUGGCACGAUCGGCUCUCAGCGACUCGGAGACCGCCCAGCGAGGUCAGACUGCCUUUGACCCUCCUCCAACUACUGCCACAUCCGACCAUGCCUCAUCAUCGACCAAUCGCGCCGUCAGUCCGUCGAAAAAGAGGUUUGCACUCCAUUCCAAAAAGAGCAACCAGUCCUUCCCUGCCAGCGCGGCGGCUAGCGCUUCGCUGAGGCCACCCACUUCGAUUCUCAGAACCGCCGCCUCGCUUGCGCCGUACAACAAAGCAGACACGUAUCUUCAUGCACCCACAACCACACGGGGAAACAUCGGCAACGUUCGCAGCGCCGACAACCUUCGUGUGUCAGCCCUUCGUCAACAGAGAAGGAUAGGCUCCGAAGGCUCGCCGCGCUCGCUCACAUCUGCAACUUCGUCACCCUCCACGCUCCCGGAUGCGUUGCCUAUUCUCGACCUACCUCUUACCGAGAUCGAAGACGCCAUCACAGAUAAGAACUCGUCAUCUCACACCAAGGGUCCUAGUCAUGCCCCGUACCCAAACGGAAGCGCUAUCAACGGCCACCACGCCAUACAGGAUGGCCAACGUCGGAGUUUCAGUGGUAGCGACGAGCUCCGCAAUCGCGGCAGCGAUCCAGUCCUCAGAUCCAAGACCUCCUUCACAGGCAGCUCAAGAUCCGCUGCGGACAAUACUGAGCCUGAUGAUCGUGAUCUCUUGCAUCCCACCUGGGGUCAAGCAGACCCGACACCCGCCUUGAAUGAUGAUACGCAGGAUGGCGCCGUUCUCGACGGGUCCACUACCUUGUUGAACCCGACCUCGGGCACGGUGCCUCAAGACGGUCAAGAGAGUCCCACAAAAGCGUCGCGCAAUCUCAUGGGCAGGGGCUUGCCCAGCAAGAAGCGUUCCCUCACGUUUAGUAGGGACCCUAGUGCAGCCCACAUUCAGCGCACUUCGGCCGGUAUUCAUCUGCCUCGAGCUGUCGAUCACCACCGCGACUUCUCGCGCCAGAGUCGCGUGAGCAGAGCAUCCACAACCGGCACUUUCAACACCGUCGGCACCGUAGCAACAGAGGGCAGCUUUGGUGCCACAGCUGGUCCCUCCUCCAGUCUUGCCCGCAGGUUCCUCGUUGGCGGCAGUCUGCGUCGAGAUUCGAAGCGCUCCAACUCAACACCUGCUUCAAAUCAGCGUCUCAGCAUCGAUCCAACCCGCACCGUCUCGAGUCGCGAUCCGUUCGCUGUAAGCUCGCCGUCUUCUGCCCGAACACGCAAACAUACAUCUCCGUUCGCUGUCACCCGUCGACGCAAACUUCGUUCCACCAGCUACGCUUCGCUGCAACGCGACCGCUCGCGCCGCAUAUCUGCUACUGGCACUGAGGUGUCACUCGACGACUCUGCUUCGUCCACGCGUAUCAGAGGCGUUCGGCCGGGCGCGAUCGGCACCAGUGGCGGUGGAACCAAGUGGACCGGCGAAAGCUUUCAGGUCGGCGAAAGCUUCUGGCGCAUUGUCAGCGAGCGCCGCGAUUCGCUGCAAAAGUCGCUGCCGUGCACGUGCGGCCAUGCCCCAGGAGCCCUUGCAGACGACGAGUAUGCUUUGUCGAACCACUCCGACGCGUCCCGUCAGAAGCGGGCUGAGCAAUACGCUGCCAAGGUCCAACACCUCAAGCAAAGUCCAGACGGCGUCAUCACGCUCCUCGCGCAGGAAGCACAAGACGCGACGGAUGACAAGACAACAGUAGCACAAGCGAACGCUCUGAAUGACACUUCGAAGAAGCUGAGCGGCCAACAGCGCAAGAUGCAAGAUAGCAUCGUCACACACUCAAACAACGGCAAAGCCAGAGACGCGGCACCUUCUCGAAGAAGGCUCACCCACGAUGAGUCAGCCGCUACCAUACAGACUGUUCAUCCGGACGAGGCGACGCCUGUAGCUAUCGAAGCACGUCAGGGUUGGAGCGAGAUAGUGUCAAAGAUGUCGUCUCUUACGGGAGAGCUGAGCAACGGCUUGAAGGUGGGCAAGGCUGAUCGCAAGGGCAAGACUGCGUCGACGGGCGUAUCUUCCUCAUCCGCGCACCAAGCUGAGGCGCCUACUUUUGCACAAGUUCACCAGCCCGCCGCAAGUAAUCUUUCACAGGGAACAUCGCCAAGACCACCGACGGACUCCGAUCUCAAGAUUCUCGCCAGAUCUUCCAGUCUCAUCGAGUCGGACAAAGCUUCGACAGCCUCGAAGUCGGUGUAUGCUUCUCUCCAUCCGUCUACCCAAGCCAACGGCUUUGCGCCUCGCGCGUCAAGCUUGGCCUCGGGCAACGCGCCCGCCAUGACCAGAAGCGAUGCUUUGUCGCAUCCGGCCCCGCCGGCCUCCGUCGAAGCCAGCGAUCCACAGCUUGUCCAUCAGUUGCUUCGUAGAAAAAGUGACCUCGGCGAGAGGCCAGAUCACUUGCCUGACGCUGCUAGCGACCAUGCGGUGGCCAUUCGGCCUGUCGCUUCUCCACUCAGCCUGACCCCUGGUCACGAGCCAGCAACUCUCGACGCCGGACCAUUGCUGGAGCAAGACCCACUUCCGUUCGAAGGUAGUCCUACCGAAGAGAAGGCCGCUUCGCGCGCCAUGUCAAACGGCUUGCUCAAGGCCGUCGGACUUUCGGGGAACCCACAACGCAAGAAGACGGUCAAGUUCGACACAGGCUCUGUGCGGCCUCCACUCAAGAGUCGCUGGACCGCUUCUCUGUUCGGCGGUAAGUCUGCAGAGGCUGAAGCGCUGCCUUCGCACCCCUUCGGCGCUUCAGCUGGCGAUGCGCAGCCUCGGCCGCCUGCAGAAGUGCUUGCUCGGCCACAGCCUCACGCUUUGCAGAGGCCAACAUCGGAAGACAGCUCACCUCCGCGAAGCGAGGUUCUCGAGAGUGAAGCCAGCUUCGUCACCCGCAGGAGCGAGCUCAAGAAGGAUCGCAUGCUCGUCAAGAUCGCCUGGACGCCGCACGAGGAUCUGCCCGGCGACUUCGACGAGCUGCAAGCGCGCAAAUAUACGAUUCGAGAGGAGGACUGGCACGAGUACGUCGUGGUCUUCCGCAUGGGAAAGCUCGAGCUCUGGGCGGAUCCAUCGUUGACCAAUAAAAUUGUUGGAAACGGCGACCAUCUCAAACUACGCCUGACGAUUCCCCUCUCUCGGGGUUCGACCUUCGUCUCGCUCUACUCUCCCAUCGACCGGAUCUUUUGUCUCACCUUCCAGCCAUGGAAGGUACUCUCAGCUCAGCACAACAAGAGAGGACUCCAUCUGCGCAGACAGGGUACGGACAUCGUUCUCUUCGAUUGUCGAGCACGCUCGGCGGCAGCAGACUGGGUAUGGGAGCUCUGGAGGGAGCUCGGCGGACUCAUUCCUGAAUCGCUCGAGGUGCACGUUCCCUCUUUCGGCCUGAAGGUGAAACUUCCAGUGCCCGAAACUAUGCCAGUCGAGCGACCGGAAUCGGCCACGACACCUGCUAGUCAGCUCAGCGCCGGCACAGGGGGUCUACUCGCCCUCAGCUCAAUUGGAGAGUCCAAGGAAGGAGGAGAGGGCUUCAAGCUCGUCAAUCGCAACAAUGUGAUCGCCAUGAUCUGGAAUCUCUUUCGCCGAGUCGAGGAGUGGCGCGAUCUCGUGAAGGUCUCAGAGCAGCGCGGUCUCAGGCUCGAACUUGCGUGGAGGCGCGGCACAGAGCUUGACUGGAUCAUCUACGAAAGGACCGUCGAGAACGAGCCGCGACAUUGGGCCGUCUUGUGCGGAGCGCUGCUCAGAGACUACAAGCAACCUGCCAUCUUGGAGCUCAGGGCUGCCGCUCACUAUCCGACGUCCGUGCUCCUGGCACCCGGCCAGUUCAUGCAGGAACCCCCUGCUGUGGAAGGGUUCUUGUGGCGUGUCAAGGCAGUCUCGAAUUCUCUCACCCGUCUCUACUUUUCGACGUACGACGGCCAUAUCUACGUAUGUCGCAUGACCCGAGCAUGCGAGCCCGAUCGCCACCUCGAAAGCCUGAUGAAGGAGGCCAUGAGCACGCGGGUGCCACGCGCGAGUGGCGCGACGCAGGGUCGAGCAUCCCAGCCUGCGACGCCUGCGACAAGGACCGCCCUGUCCCGUGCUCUCGGCAAAUUUGUGGGCGCCAACAAGUCGGCGCGACGCGACGAAGACAUGGCGACGCUACGUCAGAAUGUGUUGGACGCCAUCAGCAUCACGGCGGAGACCGAAGAAGAGCUUCAAGCGCAAAUCGAGGCGUACGAGUCGUUCGAGAGACGGAGGCAGUUUGAGCAAAUCCGAGGCUCGGACGGCUUUAUCGAUCUCAAGCAGAUCCACACCAUCAAAACAGCCGGCAGCGGUCCUGUUCGUUGCCCUGGCGAAGACGACAUCCGUCGACCCAUGCGCAGAGCUUCGAACCCGCUGACCGAAAAAGUGAAGGGUGACCUCGCAGUUGCUCAGCAAGACGGCGAGGAAUCCGACGACGAGGAUGCAAGCCACACAAUCGCCGAUAUCGGUGGUCGAGAGGGCUACGAACUCGCCGAAGACGUCGACGAAGUACGACGCGCGCGCCAGAUCGUUAUGACCCUCACGAACGGCAAGACGAUUCAACUCGAGGCCUUCAGCGCUUCGGUGGCCCGUGAGUGGGUGGAAAGCAUCGACGCGCUCGUCAGAUACUGGCGCAGAAGAGAGCGAGCCGACGCGGCACAGCUCAUGUACGCGGCCGGUGUGGAUAUUUCCGAGCUGCACAAGCAUCUGCAGGGGCGCAACGCGCACAAGCACGGUCUUGACGGCGGCGUCGACGAGCAGAAGCUUUCCCCGAUGCUGAGCAACAUCUGGAACUGGUGCCAGAUCGAAGGCUGCCGCAACAUCAUCCGAUCGGGCCGGCUGUUCCACAAGAAGAGCAGCUACAGCGCUUUCAAGAUGCGCGACUACGUCCUCAUCGCUGGGCGGUUGAUCUGCUUCAAGCUGGUCAACUCGGUCAGGACCACACGGGCCAGGCAGAACAAUGGUAUCUUCCAUCGACGACAGGACACGGUGAUUCAUCUGCGCGAUGCUUACGUCUACAGUGGCAAGCUGAGCGAGGAUAUGCUCAAGAACGGACGAUCGGAUCCGGCCCAGGCCGUCUCUGGUAUCGGCGGUGGCGGCUCAAACAGCGGCAAACGUCAUCGCGUGCCUCGAGUGUAUGCCGAUGGUCUCUUCUCGAUCGAUGACGACGAGGACUGCACCUUCGUGAUUCGGUACCGCCCAGAGCGAGUCAACGUUCCGGCAGAUCCGGCUGUCUCGACGAGCUUGAACGAGAAGAAGACCGGCAUCGCUGCGGGGUCGAAAGGGAAGGAGAAGGCCGAGUCGCGAGACACGGCAUGCAGCUUGCCGAGGCUGGACGACAAGACGCACAAGUACAUUGCGAUGCGGGCGCGAUGCAAGACGGAACGAGAUCUGUGGGUGCGAUGCAUCACGUACGAGAUCGAGAAGAUUGUGCGGGACGAUGUGGAGCGCGAGAAGAAGCUCAAGAACCUUGGCAAGACCGACUACAAGGACAAGUAG
Molecule: messenger RNA, 5595 nt
Organism: Kalmanozyma brasiliensis GHG001
Lineage: Eukaryota; Fungi; Basidiomycota; Ustilaginomycetes; Ustilaginales
Exons: 1
Coding region: 1-5595 (1864 amino acids)
Biological process (GO): ascospore-type prospore membrane formation; protein localization to prospore membrane
Cellular component (GO): prospore membrane
Source: RefSeq, a predicted model, not a curated record